CUUCCAGCCUUAUCAUCCAUAGACUUGGAAAGGUUUUAGGCUUUUUUGGGGUUUAGCUUCUUUUGGAGUUUUAGCAUUUUUGGUCUUUUUCAGUCAUGGCGUUAGAGCUUUUGAUGGCUGAUUAUGGUGACAUUGUUGCUGAUUAUGAUGAAGAGGAAGAAGAAGAAUCAAGCUUGCUUGCUGAGACAGGGAAUAUCUUCUUCGAAGACAUGACUAAUGAGAUGGAGGAAAGGAAGACUAUCUCAGUUGAGUUGGCUAUGCAGAGGGAGCUUGAUUACUGUAACAAGAUUAAGGAAAUGAAAAAGGAGCUACCUGGUUAUGAUUAUGAGGAACUCUCAAUGCCUGUCCAGGGGGGACCUUCAAUUUUUGAACUUUGGGGAAUUGAUGUAAGAUCCCCUCCUCACAAUUUUUCUAACACACAAGGUGAAACGUCUGACUCGGUAGUCUUUGCAAAAAAGAUUGUAAAGGAGCAAACUAGAGACGAAAUGGAUAUAGGUAAAGUGGCUAACGAUAACGUGAAUACGAACAUCAUGCAAUUCAUGCCUGUGGAGCUUACAAUUCAAAGAGAGUUUGCAUUCCAGAAGAAGAUUAAGGGGAUUCAGUUGCAACCUUGUUGUGAUUUUGUGGAGCUUUCGAUGCCUGUCCAGGGGGAACCUUCAACUUGGGAAAUUGGUAGAAGAUCCCCUUCUGACAAUUUUUCUAACACACAAGGUGAGACGUCUGACUCGAUAGUCUUUGCGGAAAAGAUUAUAAUGGAGGAAGUUAGAGACGAAAUGAAUAUAGCUAAAGUGGCUAAAGAGACCUUGAAAAGGAACAUCAUGUCUGUGGAACUUGCAAUUCAAAGGGAGCUUGCAUACCAGAAGAAGAUUGGGGGGAUGCAGUUGCCACCUCGGGAUGAUUUGGUGGAGCUUGCCAGGAAAUUUUCAACAGAGCUACCAGUUGCUGACCAGGGGACACAUUCAAUUCUAGAACCUACGGAAAUGAACACGAUACCAACUUCUGACAAUUUUCCCUGCUUUAAAGAGCGACCGACAAGUGAGAAGGUGAUGUGGAAAACAAUAUCAGUGGAGCUUGCUCUUCAAAGGGAAGUUGAAUACCAAGGGAAGAUUAAAAGGUUGAAGUUGCAAGCAGGUAAUGACUUUCGUGAAGCUACCCAGCCUAGCAUCCAGGGAACAACUUCAGAUUUGGAGCUUAGGAACAUAGAUAGGGAAUCCUUUUUUGAGAAUGGUUCAAGUUUGCAAGGUUGGGAGCUUGAAUUCCAAAGGAAAUUGCAGGAUUUGCAGUCUGGUUUUAAGUUUCAGGGACUGCCUAUCCCGUCGCAGGGAUUAACUCCAUACCAGAGAACUGCCACGGUGAAGGAAACGGCUCCAUUUGCCAAUCCAGCAUACCUGGUAUCACAAAAAGUGAAACAACACAUCUAUCAGAAAAACCCUCUAUACUGCAAGGACUGCGACGUGUUGUGCUCUGGUGCGAAAGCUCUAAAGAUGCACUGUAGAGGUAAAAGACAUGUGACUGUAGUAAAGCGAAAGAAAAAUGGCACUGGUGGGAGAGAACUAGUGUGCGAGGUAUGUCUAGUAGGAUUUACAGACAGAGACUCUCUACGGCUACAUCUUUCUGGGAAGAAGCAUGCUGCUAACAGUGGCCGUCCUGAAGGUCCUGGCGGAGACGGCAUAUGGCAAAGGUGGGCACUUGCGCACCCAGCCCCCAAGCCCAUUUUUUAAAUUUGUAAAGGCGGUUCGGAGGUAAAACACUGAAUCAGUUGCAAAGUCCGAGCAGAAAAUCUUUCAGCUGAAUACAAGCUUCUCGAAAGAUAAAGAAACAUUAACCAUUAUCCUAAUCUUGUAUGUGUUUAGGUCUUUGACGGAAACACAUUUUGUUUGUCCAGUCUAGAAAUCAAAUAUAGUUAGAGACUCAUACUUAAACUAUUCUGAGUAGUUUAGAAUUUACACCUUUUCACUUGUGGUGCUAUGUAUAUAUUGUCAAGUCCGAGUAGGUGUUUUUUGUUCUCUGAAUGAUGCAUAUA
This is a messenger RNA of Papaver somniferum (opium poppy), 2023 nucleotides long. RefSeq lists its product as uncharacterized. Bases 96 to 1721 code for a protein of 541 amino acids. The record is from RefSeq and is a predicted model, not a curated record. Gene Ontology annotation, cellular component: precatalytic spliceosome. The transcript has 11 exons. Gene Ontology annotation, molecular function: double-stranded RNA binding; single-stranded RNA binding; zinc ion binding. NCBI's taxonomy places the organism in Eukaryota, Viridiplantae, Streptophyta, Magnoliopsida, Ranunculales, Papaveraceae.